Molecule: messenger RNA, 1407 nt
Organism: Fraxinus pennsylvanica
Lineage: Eukaryota; Viridiplantae; Streptophyta; Magnoliopsida; Lamiales; Oleaceae
Source: the annotation of a GenBank genome assembly
AUGGAUUCCAAAUUACAUGUAGUGAUGUUCCCAUGGCUGGCUUUUGGGCAUAUCAUUCCAUUCUUUGAGCUCUCCAAAUUCAUAGCUCGAAAGGGCCACAAAAUCUCUUUUGUUUCUACUCCAAGAAAUAUUGAUCGUCUCCCAAAAAUCCCUUCUCAUUUAGCUACUUCCAUAACCCUAGUUAAGAUUCCAUUCCCUAAGGUUGGACAACUCCCAGAAUCUGCAGAGGCGACCAUGGAUAUCAAAAAUGAAGAUAUGUCUUAUUUGAAGAAAGCAUUUGAUGGGAUGGAAACUGAAUUGACUCGUUUCUUGGAAGACUCAGCUCCCGAUUGGAUUUUAUACGAUUUUGCUCCACACUGGUUGCCUCCAGUUGCAGCAAGACUUGGAAUUUCUCCUGCUAUGUUCUUCAUCAUAAACGCUUGGUUUUUAGCUUUCCUUGGAGCAACAGAUUCCAUGAUUAACGGUUCUGAUGGGAGGAAAAGAGCAGAAGAUUUUAUGAUCCCACCAAAGUGGGUCCAAUUUGAGACAAAAGCGGCUUAUAGACGGUACGAAGCAAACUGGAUUGUCGCAGCAACUCGGCAGAAUGAAUCAGGAUUUUCAGAUUUUUAUCGAACUGGUAAAGUAAUUGAGGGGUCCGAAGCUAUUUUCAUAAGACACUGCAAUGAGUUUGAACCAGAUUGGUUGAAAUUACUCGAAGAGCUUUACCAUAAGCCAGUGAUUCCAGUAGGUUUAAUGCCACCCCAAGUAGAAGAAGAUGACAGUCAAUCAUGGGUUUCGAUCAAAACUUGGCUUGAUAACCAAAAUAAAGACUCAGUUGUUUACGUUGCACUAGGGAGUGAGGUGACACCGAGUCAAGAUCAACUCAAUGAGUUAGCUCUUGGAUUGGAGUUAUCUGGGGUAUCCUUCUUUUGGGUACUGAGGAAGCCAUCCGGCUCGGGCGAGUCCUACUCGGUGGUUUUACCAGACGGGUUCGAGGAGAGAGUUAAAGGGCGAGGCAUGGUGUGGAAAAGUUGGGCACCUCAGUUGAAGAUACUAAGCCAUGAGUCGGUGGGUGCAUUCUUGACUCACUGUGGUUGGAGUUCUUUUAUAGAGGGACUCAUUUUUGGUCUCCCCCUAAUUGCCUUGCCUUUUCUGGUAGAUCAAGGCUUGAAUGCUAGAAUCAUUGCCGACAAACAGGUUGGGAUAGAAAUCCCGAAAAACGACGAAGAUGGAUCAUAUACUAGGAACUCGGUGUCGAACUCAGUAAAGUUGGUAACGAUGGAAAAUGAGGGAAAGAAAUUUCGAGACAGAGCCAAAGAAAUGAGUCCGAUAUUUGGAGAUACAAAUUUACACGAUGGUUACAUGGAUAAUUUCAUUAGUUUUCUCGAAAAUCAUAGGAUCAUGUCAAGGGCUGCCACGAGCGAAUAA